This is a messenger RNA of Culex quinquefasciatus (southern house mosquito), 9965 nucleotides long. It is a transcript of the gene Nf1, whose product is annotated as neurofibromin. Lineage: Eukaryota; Metazoa; Arthropoda; Insecta; Diptera; Culicidae. The record is from RefSeq and is a predicted model, not a curated record. The transcript is spliced from 11 exons. Bases 114 to 9071 code for a protein of 2985 amino acids. Gene Ontology annotation, biological process: regulation of GTPase activity.
CUGUCAAACGGUGAAAAUUUUCGCUCUCGCAGCUUCAGCCCCGUUCUGUGCUCCGUUUUCGGACGGCAAAAAUCAUGUGAAAAGUGCCCGAAACGGACCGAAACUAGCACGAAAUGGCCACCCAGAAGCCCGGCGAGUGGGCCAACUCGCUUUUGGCCCGGUUCGAGGAACAGCUGCCAUACCGCACCGGUCCUCAUGGAACGCAAGCUCGUCUCAGUAUCGACCAGACGAUGACCUGUUUAAUUCAGAUCUCCCGGUACCGGUUCUCGCUGGUCAUUUCCGGCCUAACCAAGAUGCUCCAGCGGGUCAACGAGAUUUUUAUUAUUUUGCAGUUUCAGCCGCCGGCCUGCCGCGGUCACGAGCCCGAACGCUGCUGCUACGAUUCGCUGAUAGUAAUUCUGGAGACGCUCGAGCGAUGCCUGUCCGGACAGUCCAAGGAUACGGCACGGUUCGAGGAAGCCAUGAACGUGAAGCUGCUACUGAGAGAAAUAUGUCAGUUUAUAGAUAUUCAAAACGAAAACAAUCAGAACGCAGCCUCACUGAAAGCGUUAGCUUCCAAAGUCCUGUACGCUCUAUCUCAGAAUCAUUUCGGAGCUGUUUUCAAUCGCAUUUCGGCACGACUGCAGGAACUCAGCACCUGCUCGGAGGAAAACCCAGAUUACAGCGACAUCGAGCUCAUACAACAUAUCGAUUUGGACGUGAAUCGCCUGACUAAGCUGUUGGCAGAAACCAUACAAAAGUUCAAAUCGUUGAAAAAGUCAGCCCACUUUAUACUGCUGAAUUCCCUGGAAAAGGCCCUCUGGAAUUGGAUAGAGUUCCACCCAAAAGAGUUUGAAGACUUGCAGCGCAGCCCGAAUGACGAGCUAUCAAAGUGCUGCGAGACAUUUUUCGAUAUUUUGGAUUCGUACGCAGAAAACAAAAAGGCCAGAACACUGUUGUGGCCACUGCAAAUAAUGUUGCUGGUGCUAAGUCCCAAGGUGCUGGAAGAAAUCGUAAACGCAGACUCUGGAGCUCCUUGCUCGCCGAGGCACGUGAAGAAAAAACAUUUCAUGGAAGGCAUCAAAAAGGGCCUAGGAGCACACGCAUCUUCGAAACAGUCCACCGAAUCAGCAGCUAUCGCGUGUGUCAAGCUAUGCAAGGCAUCAACGUACAUCAACAUCAACGACUCCAACAACGUAACGUUUCAACUGGUGCAGAGCGUCAUCAAUGAUCUGAAGGCACUGCUGUUCAACCCAGCCAAACCAUUCUCCCGAUCGCAGAUUUACAACACCCAGGAUACCGACCUUAUGAUCGACUGUUGGGUGUCCUGCUUUCGGAUCAAACCGCACAACAACGAAGCACUUAAGGUCUGUCUCAGUCUUAACUCACCGCCAGCAUAUCAUUACGUCAUUGUCAGCUCGCUGCUGAAGAUCGUGACCCAUGCUCGGUUGCCUUGGUGGCCUAAGAUUGAUCUGGUGUACGCCAGAUCGGCAGAACUACGCGCCCUCUUCACGGACACUCUGAACAAAGCCACCCAAGGCUACAUAGCGCACACUCCACUCAGGAUGAUCACAUCGCUUACGCUCAAGUCAAAAGACGCUCAGAGUAGACUGACACGACCCGACGAAGGUCCGGCCCACAAAGCGCUACUUCUGCUGAUGGUAAGACUGAUUCAUGCCGAUCCAAUGCUAUUGCUGAACAGUCUCGGCAAAGCCGGCCACGAAGUGCAGAGUUCAACGCUGGAGUUGAUCAACGGGUUAGUCUCACUGGUUCAUCAACCCACCAUGCCCGACGUUGCACAAGAAGCUAUGGAAGCAUUACUAGCCCUUCAUUCGCCUGACAAAAUUGAGGUUUGGAAUCCUGAAGCACCAAUCAACACGUUCUGGGACGUCAGCUCACAAGUUUUGUUCUCAAUAUCCCAGAAACUAAUUCAGCAUCAAAUUGCCAACUACACCGACGUACUGAAAUGGUUGCGAGAAAUAUUGAUCUGCCGGAAUACCUUCCUCCAGAGACACAAGGAUUACGCCACCGUAGGAUGUCACAUCGCGAUCUGCCGGCAGGCACACAUCAAGCUAGAAGUUGUAUUCUUCAUGUAUUUAUGGUCUGUGGAUUUGGACGCGGUUAUGGUUUCGCUGUCUUGCUUCGGAUUGCUAUGCGAAGAGGCUGAAAUUCGCUCGGGUUCGGACGAGCUCAGUGUGGGACUCAUUUUGCCAAACUAUCAUCUCUACCAGGAACUGUCACACGUGUCCAGCACGCUGACAACGCAAAACACCGAAUCGCGAUACAACUUUUACGAGCACACACAAGGACGAGCGGCUCUGCAAAAAAACAUCAUGUCGCUGUUGAGGAAAAUCGAGCAUUGUGUGAACGGCGUGCAGCCCGCAUGGGAAGAAACGUUCCGAAACUGGGAGGUCACCUCAAAACUGUUGCAGAACUAUCCCAAGGGAAAGCUGGAAGAUGGACAAGCGGAGGUCCUUCAUAGAAGCAUGGGUAAGCGAAGAGCUAGUCACCAAAGUACGGAGCACGAUCUCGAAGAGCAGAUCACCGAAUGGGCAAACAUGACAUGGUUCCUGUUGGCGCUUGGUGGCGUUUGCUUGCAGAAACCUCGUAACCAACGAACGACCCACACCCAGGCGCUACCCAUCGGUGCUAGUGGCCCUUCGUUGAUGCAGUCUACCACGUCACUGUCCAGUUCCAGCUCUGGUCGUGGCUCGAUGCAUCCGAUUAUGGGCUCGCUGGUGUCAUCAAUGGGAGGCGGUAGUCAAGAUGUUCAGUAUUGUCCCGUUACGCAGUUCAUCGGCCAGUUGCUGCGUCUGCUGGUUUGCAACAACGAAAAGUUUGGGCCCCAAAUUCAAAAGCACGUGAAAGAGCUUGUCGGACAGGAAAUGUCAGCCCAACUUUAUCCAAUACUGUUUGAUCAGAUUCGAGCAAUCGUGGAAAAGUUCUUCGACCAGCAAGGCCAGGUCGUGGUUACCGACAUCAACACGCAGUUUAUCGAGCAUACCAUUUACAUCAUGAAAUCGGUGUUGGAUGGACGGCAAAGCAAGGAUCAGAACGAUCAACCGUCCAACUCGGAACAUCUGGGCGUAACUAGCAUCGAGAAUCUUAUGUUGGCCAUUGUACGUUACGUUCGCCACCUUGAUAUGACAGUGCAUGCAAUCCACAUCAAAACAAAGCUGUGCCAAUUGGUGGAGGUGAUGAUGAAACGUCGAGACGAUCUCGCUUUUCGACAGGAGAUGAAGUUCCGCAACAAGCUGGUUGAAUACCUUACCGAUUGGGUCAUGGGAACGUCCCAUCAGAUCGCGCCGCCGAGUUCCGGAGACGUUACAAUCAUCACUCGUGAUUUGGACCAGGCCUGUAUGGAAGCGGUUGCUGCCCUUCUUCGUGGGCUACCGCUCCAACCGGAAGAAUCGGAUCGUGGCGAUCUGAUGGAUGCAAAGAGUGCAUUGUUCCUAAAGUAUUUCACUCUCUUUAUGAAUCUCCUGAAUGACUGCGUAGAUGGAUCUGAAGCAGACAAGGAUGCCAACAAUCCGCCGCUGUUACCUCCAAGACCUCGUGUAGCAGCCGGGAAGUUGACAGCACUACGGAACGCUACAAUUCAGGCAAUGUCCAAUCUACUUAGCGCAAACAUUGAUUCCGGCCUAAUGCACUCGAUUGAUUUGGGCUAUAAUCCCGAUUUACAAACCAGAGCAGCUUUUAUGGAAGUGCUUACACAAAUCCUGCAACAAGGAACCGAGUUUGACACACUAGCAGAAUCCGUGAUGGCCGAUCGAUUUGAACAGCUGGUUCAGCUUGUGACAAUGAUAAGUGACAAGGGUGAAUUACCUAUCGCGAUGGCUUUGGCAUCGGUGGUCACAACUUCUCAAAUGGAUGAGCUUGCGCGCGUUUUGGUAACCCUGUUUGAUGCCAAACACUUGCUGUCCCCUCUGCUGUGGAACAUGUUUUACCGUGAGGUGGAGGUUUCCGAUUGCAUGCAGACGCUGUUCCGUGGAAACUCUUUGGGAAGCAAAAUAAUGGCCUUCUGCUUCAAGAUCUACGGUGCAAGCUAUCUACAGGGACUGCUGGAACCGCUGAUUCGUCCACUGCUUGACGAUCCAGUCACAAGCUUCGAGGUAGAUCCUGCUCGCUUGGAGGCCACAGAGGACAUCGAAGUGAACAGAAAGAAUCUGAUUGCCCUUACGCAGAAAGUGUUUGACGCCAUUGUCAACUCCGCGGACCGGUUUCCGCCACAACUUCGCUCAAUGUGUCACUGCUUGUACCAGGUGCUGAGCAAACGAUUCCCGAAUUUACUACAGAACAACAUUGGAGCGGUAGGAACGGUUAUCUUUCUACGAUUCAUCAAUCCAGCGAUCGUGUCCCCACAAGAGUUGGGCAUCGUUGGAAAGCAAGUCCCCACUCAAAUCAAGCGUGGUCUCAUGCUAAUGUCCAAAAUUCUGCAAAACAUUGCGAACCACGUGGAAUUCUCCAAAGAGCAGCACAUGCUCUGUUUCAACGACUUCCUGCGAUCGCACUUCGAGGGCGGUCGGAGAUUCUUCAUUCAAAUCGCUUCCGAUUGUGAAACUGUUGAUCAAACGUCGCACAGUAUGAGCUUCAUAUCGGAUGCGAACGUGCUGGCACUGCAUCGCUUGUUGUGGUCUCACCAGGAACGCAUCGGAGACUAUCUGUCGAGCAGUCGAGAUCACAAAGCCGUCGGAAGACGUCCGUUUGAUAAGAUGGCAACGCUGUUGGCGUAUCUUGGGCCGCCGGAGCACAAACCUGUGGAUUCGCACCUGUUGUUUUCAAGCUAUGCGCGCUGGAGUUCGAUCGAUAUGUCGUCGACAAACUUUGAGGAGAUAAUGGUCAAGCAUCAGAUGCACGAGAAGGAGGAGUUCAAGACGCUCAAGUCGAUGAACAUUUUCUAUCAGGCUGGCACGAGCAAAGCGGGUAAUCCGGUGUUUUACUACAUUGCUCGACGGUACAAGAUCGGAGAGACGAAUGGAGACUUGCUGAUUUACCACGUGAUACUGUCGCUGAAACCGUUCUGCCACUCGCCGUUUGAAGUUGUGAUCGACUUUACGCACACCUGUUCGGAUAACCGCUUCCGGACGGAGUUCCUUCAAAAGUGGUUCUACGUUCUUCCGGAGGUUGCGUAUGAGAAUCUGCACGCAGUUUACAUUUACAAUUGCAAUUCAUGGGUUCGAGAGUAUACCAAGUUUCACGAUCGCAUACUGGUACCGCUGAAAGGUUGUCGUAAGCUGAUCUUCCUAGAUUCGCCAGCUAAACUUAACGAUGUCAUCGAUCCCGAACAGCAAAAACUUCCCGGUGCGACACUUUCGCUGGACGAAGAUUUGAAGGUGUUCAACAACGCACUCAAACUGAGUCACAAAGACACCAAGGUUGCUAUUAAGGUUGGACCAACGGCACUGCAGAUUACAUCCGCUGAGAAGACAAAAGUGCUAGCACAUUCGGUGCUGCUGAACGAUGUGUACUAUGCGUCUGAAAUUGAAGAAGUUUGUCUGGUAGACGAUAACCAGUUUACGUUGUCCAUUGCCAACGAGAGUUCCCAGCUGAGUUUCAUACACAACGACUGCGACAACAUCGUCCAAGCAAUAAUCCACAUCCGCAACCGGUGGGAGCUGAGUCAACCGGACUCGGUGACGGUUCAUCAGAAGAUACGUCCGAAGGAUGUUCCUGGUACGCUACUGAACAUGGCGCUGCUGAAUUUGGGUUCGUCCGAUCCCAACCUGAGAACGGCUGCCUACAAUCAGCUGUGCGCGUUGACGGCGACGUUCGAUCUCAAAAUCGAGGGCCAACUGCUGGAAACGCAGGGAUUGUGCAUUCCGUCGAACAACACCAUCUUCAUCAAGUCGGUUAGCGAGACGCUUGCCACGAACGAGCCACAUUUGACGCUCGAGUUCCUGGAAGAGUGUAUUCAAGGCUUUCAACGGAGUACGAUUGAGCUGAAGCAUUUGUGUUUGGAGUACAUGACACCGUGGUUGGCUAAUUUGGUGCGGUUUUGUAAACCAUCCGACGAAGGUAAACGCCAGAAGCAGGUUGCGCUGAUUUUGGAGAAGCUGAUCAAUCUCACCAUUGACCAGAAGGAGAUGUACCCCUCGAUACAGGCGAAGAUCUGGGGGUCGAUUGGUCAAAUCCCCGAGCUGAUUGAUAUGGUUCUGGAUAAUUUUAUUCAUAAAUCGGUGAGCUCCGGGUUGGGAUCGCCACAGGUGGAGAUCAUGGCUGAUACAGCGGUGGCGUUGGCUUCCGCAAAUGUACAACUAGUGGCGAAGAAGGUGAUUGGGCGACUGUGUCGAGUUAUGGACAAAACGUGUCAUUCACCAACGCAGUAUCUCGAGCAGCACAUGAUGUGGGACGACAUCGCGAUUCUGGCCCGCUACUUGCUCAUGUUGUCGUUCAACAACUGCUUGGACGUCGCCCGUCAUCUGCCGUACCUGUUUCAUUCGGUAACGUUCCUGGUGUGCAGCGGAUCUCUGUCGAUGCGCGCCUCAACCCACGGUCUAGUCAUCAACAUCAUACACUCACUGUGUACGUGUACAAAGCCCUCCUUUUCGGAGGAAACCCAGCGCGUCCUUCGCCUGUCGUUGGACGAGUUCUCGUUGCCAAAGUUCUAUCUGCUGUUCGGUAUCAGCAAGGUCAAAUCCGCAGCCGUGACUGCGUUCCGUUCGUCGUGUCGUCAUCCGAACGAUCGCUGGCUGGGAAAUGAACGAGUCUCGCAGGCUCCUCCCGCCGAUCGUGAACGGCUAGCGCUACCCUCGCUGGAGGUCAUCACCGAUGCGCUGCUGGAAAUCAUGGAGGCCUGCAUGCGAGACAUCCCCGAGUGCGACUGGUUGCAGACGUGGACAUCGCUGGCGAAGAGCUUCGCCUUCUGCUACAAUCCUGCGCUGCAACCGAGGGCGUUGAUCGUUUUCGGGUGCAUCUCCAAGAGUAUUACCGACCAGGACGUCAAACAAUUGCUGCGGAUCUUGGUGAAGGCCCUGGAGUCCUUCAACGAUAUAAUUCUGCUGGAGGCUCUAGUCAUGUGUCUAACACGCCUGCAACCGCUGCUCCGUCCAGAGUCCCCGAUCCACAAGGCCCUGUUCUGGAUAGCGAUCAGCGUGCUCCAGCUGGACGAAUCAACGCUGUACGCGGCCGGGCUGGCGCUGCUCGAGCAGAACCUCCACACGCUCAACUCGCAGCAACUGUUCGACAAGCAGAACAUCGCCGACGUCAUGAUGGCAACGCGGGAACCCCUCGAGUGGCACUUCAAACAGCUCGACCACGCCGUCGGCCUCUCGUUCAAGUCCAACUUCCACUUUGCGCUGGUGGGCCACCUGCUGAAGGGGUUCCGCCACCCGACGCCGACGACCGUGUCGCGCACGUCGCGCAUCCUCACCAUGCUGCUGGGCAUCAUCGCCAAGCCCCAGCGCCGGGACAAGUUCGAGGUGACGCCGGAGAGUGUGGCGUACCUGACGGCACUCGUCUGUCUCUCGGAGGAGGUACGAUCGCGGUGUCACGUGAAGCACACGCUACCGCGGGUGGACGUGGCCGGCGGAGAUCCGACGGCAGCGGGUGCAGCCACAGGUGGAGCGCAGCCCGGAAGCGCUGGCGGAAACGGUGGGAACGUUAGGCGUCAAAAAUCGUGGGACAUGUUGGACCAGUCGGCGAUUCAGUACGCGCGGCAGUCGCACAAGGUGCAGCAGCAUCAGGACCCAGCUAUCAAAGGAAAAUCCUGGCGAAGUCUUGACUUAACCCAUAAUCCGAAUCUGGGAAUGAUCAGUCAUUCCUCGUUUGUGUCACAUGCUUGUACUAAUACCAACACGACUACAGUCACACCUUCUGCGUAUAGUAACAAUACCAACACCAACAUCCCGAAUAAUAGUAACAGCAACAACAGUAACAACACGAAUGUAAACAGUAUCAAUACGGGUGGUCCGGUCGCUGGUGGUGGUGCCUACCAUCGGAGUGACUUCCGCAACCGGCGUUCUUCGUCAGAACCGGUUAACAAUCAGAUGGUUCUGAACAAUCCCAACAUUGCCAAGUUGCUGGCCCUCAAACAGGCCCACAUUUACUCCGGUACCAGUGCUUCUUCUGCUCCUCCUUCUGCUAUUUGUACCUCUACAACAACAUCAACAAUUACAACAAACUUACUCACCACAUACUGUACAACAACCACCACCACCACGAAUACCAGUACGCUGACGAUCAGUACUGCCCACAGUAGUGCUACUAACAGCACUAGCCCGGCCCAAUCUAUCGAAGAUGUUGAGAACGACGAUGACGCGAAUAACUUUAUCGUCGACUGCUUGCAAGACAUUUCAUCGAUCAAAUGUUCAAAAACGGGCCGCCUACUGUUCAAGACGCAGCGCUCGUUCUCCGUGCCGACGCCGAAGCAAGGCCAGGGCAAGUCCGCUGGAAUAAGUGAUCGGCAGAAGGAACGCGGCUCCCGCUCGUCCGUGUCCAACGAGUCGAACGUGCUGCUCGAUCCGGAGGUGCUGCCGGAUUCGUCCACGCAAGCACUGGUGCUGACGGUGCUGGCAACGCUGGUCAAGUACACCACCGACGAGACGGAAACGCGCGUGCUGUACCAGUACCUGGCCGAGGGUUCCGUUGUGUUCCCGAAGGUGUUUCCGGUGAUCCACUCGCUGCUCGACCAGAAGGUAAACAACGUGCUGUCGGUGUCCAACGAUCAGAUCGUGCUCGCUUCGGUGCAAAGCAUCAUCCAGAACAUGCUGGCCAGCGAGGACGCCUCGCAGCAGCCGCUUCACUUCCUGCAGAGCUGCGGUUUCGGCGGACUGUGGCGAUUCGCUGGACCGUUCACCAAGUACAACAUGAUGGUCGAAUCCUCCGAACUUUUUGUCAACUGUCUGGAGGCGAUGGUCGAGACGUGUCUGCCGGUGGAGGAAACCGCUCCGAUGCCGCCGUCACCGCGGCCCUACAACCUGAGCUCGAGCCUGAGCAGCCUGACGCUGGGAUCGCCGACGGACAAAGCCUUCUCGUCAGAAUCCCUAGAUCACGACGGCUUUAGCGGUAGCGUAAGUUCACUGCGCAGAGCUUCCUGCAGCAAAGCACGUAGUACAAAGCAUCGAUUCGUUGAUAGCCCAACACACAAUAUUUAAAUGAAAGCAAAACUAUGAUAAACAAAACAACAACAAAAAUGGUAACAACAAUACACAACAAAACAACAAUGAGCACAACAUGAAUGUAUACACACAUUUGAUAACAAUUAACCAACACACGCAUUACUGAGUACGAUAAGGCUAAACACAGCACCAAAGAAUAGAAGUCACACAAAUGUAGUUGUUGUAAAAAUAUUUUAAACUCUCUCGUAUGGUGUUAUCCGUAUCAGUAUCAGGAGAAAUUUGUGCUAUCGCCAUUUUAAAUUUAUAAAUCAUUAAAAAGUGUUGUAGUCUUUAUCAACAGGUUACGCCAUUUGUAAAUUUAUAUUUCAUUAAGUUUAUGUAAUUGAAAAAAAGGAUUUCAAAAAUAAAAAUAAUUCAAUUUUUAAAGCUUUACUACACAUUAAAAAUUGUUUAUAGAGAUUUUUUUGCUUAGAAAAAAAAAAUUGGUGCCAAGUUAGCAUUUUGUGUUCCUUAAACACACUGGAAAUCUCAAUUUACAGAACCAAACACUACUCUAGAGUGUAAUUGUAUUACACUUGGAUGGCAGCUAUAUCACUUGUUGACGAUCGAAGACUUUACUACUAUUAUACAAGUAUAAAAAUCAAAAAGUUGUUUUCACCUAUACAAUUGUUUUGUCUGAAUCAACUAUUGUGUACAGUGUUUAUGUAAAACUACACGCUAGAGAGAGAUAGUGAAAAAAAAACACUAAAGUCAUUGUAGUGCAAUAAGAAAUGUUCAGCUUGAGCUUUCUAUUAGGGGGAACCGGUAAGGAGGGGCAAACUCAAAUUUAUAGUCAACUUUUCCCUGCUGGGCCGCCCCCUUUUGAAAGUGCAAGAAAAACGAUGGAAAGGCCUCGUCUUGGUAGAAAAUAAAUAUUUUUUAUGUCAAACA